GUCAUUGCUGGAGAAUAGGAUAAACGUAACCACUAGAAAUGACAGGCUGCAAAAUCUGGAGGAUAAAUCAAGAAAGCUGGAUCAUAGGCUGCACUUGGUCAGUGUUGAGAAUGAAAAACUAAAGAGAGAGAUGUACUUCCUAAAAUCAUGUUUGAAGGAGCAAUGCAAAGAAGAUACAUGUGAUAAGGACAAUAGAGAGUGCCCUUCCCGGCCGUGCCCUCCCCAGCUGUGUCCUACUCAGGACUGUGCAGAGAAUGCGCUUGGCUGUCCCACACAUACAUGUGAUACGGGCAAGGGGGAGUGCCCUCCUCAAGACUGCAAAGAGGAGAAUUUACCUGGAAACUGCAAUGAGCAAACUAGAAGUUGCACCCAAUCUGGUGUAAGUUAUAACCAUGGAGACUCUUGGAGGUCGGUGGAGAGUCCUUGUGAUAUCUGCCACUGUUUGGACGGUUAUGUUCGCUGUGAGAGGGAGCAGUGUUAUACUCCCUGUAGAAACCCUGCUGCUCCUCCUCCAAAUACCUGCUGUCCAGUCUGUGAAGGCUGUGAUGUGAAUGGACAUGAAGUCCCUAAUGGAGCUGUGAUCCCUGUUGGAGACCCUUGUCAAGAGUGUAGAUGCAAGAAUGGAAAUAUGGUGUGUUCAUACGUUCGCUGCCCUGCUCCGUCUUGUCACAAUCCAGUGCAUCAUGCUGGGGAGUGUUGUCCACGAUGCGAGCAGUGUGAAUAUGAGUCCAAAGUGUAUGGAAAUGGAGAAAGGUUCACCUCAAAGAGAGACCCCUGCCUCCAAUGCUACUGCUCUGCAGGUGAAGUGUUCUGUAUAAACAUGUCUGGAUCAUGUCCUACAUCACACUGUACUCAUUCAGCUAGGCACAGAGGAGAGUGUUGUGCCACAUGCAAUGACUGUGAGUAUGAACAGAGGGUGUAUGCUAAUGGGGAAAUGUUCAGGAUUCCUGAGAGUGGACCCUGCCUGCACUGCAGGUGUAAGGGUGGGAAUAUAACUUGCCAUGAGAAGAAGUGCCCUCCUGUCCACUGCUCCAACCCGAUUAAUCAUCCACAUCUUUGUUGUCCAAGCUGCUAAAGAAAUUUCUGACUCACACACACAUUUACAGUGCAUGUGCUGCUUACAAGGAUGUUUUAGGAAGACCGAGGUUGGUGCCAGUAUUCUUUUUUUUUUUUUUUUUUUUUAAAUAAUAGCCUAACAGCUCUGGAUCAGCAUGAGGCUAUGUGGCAAAUCCUGACAAGAAACCACAGGGGGAUGCCCAGCAGAGAGACUAAAAGAUUCCCCCAUGUUUUGAGGGUGAAUGGGAAUCAGAGUGCUGCAUCUGGCUCAUUUCUGAAUCUCUGCCACAGGACAUCAAAGUGUAAAAUUCUGCAAUUUUAUGAUCCUGAGUGUUUGAGUCUGCAUGCUUACUACAACAACGGCCAGGCUUUACUGCUUGUCUAUGCUUUUUUGAGUUUGUGUUUGUCAAUAAACCAUCAUACAACUGAA
Molecule: messenger RNA, 1486 nt
Organism: Oreochromis aureus
Lineage: Eukaryota; Metazoa; Chordata; Actinopteri; Cichliformes; Cichlidae
Product: kielin/chordin-like protein
Exons: 15
Coding region: 131-1075 (314 amino acids)
Molecular function (GO): protein binding
Source: RefSeq, a predicted model, not a curated record